AUGUGCGUCCCGGCUGCCCCACUGCGCCUGCUGCUGCUGCUGCAGCUGAGCUGCUCUCACACCGUGCACUGGACUUACAAAGAGGGCGAGCUGGAUGAAGAGCACUGGGGGCAGCACUUUGUUGCCUGCUCUGGCAAGCGCCAGUCUCCCAUCGACAUCCAGAGGAAGAAAGUGGUGCACAACCCCCAGCUGCUGCAGCUGGAGCUGAGUGGUUACGACGAGCCCUUGCAGGGGGACUUCACGAUGACCAACAACGGCCAUUCGGUCCAGAUCGAUUUGCCACCCACCCUGCGCAUCGCCCGAGGGCUCCCAGGCCUCUACACGGCGGUACAGAUGCAUCUGCACUGGGGGGGCUUGGACCUAGAGACCAGUGGCUCUGAGCACACGCUGGACGGGAUGAGAUACGUCGCAGAGCUGCACAUUGUCCAUUACAACUCUGCCGAGUACUUGAGCUUUGAAGAAGCCAAAGACAAGCCGAAUGGACUGGCUGUGCUUGCAUUCUUGUAUGCGGAGGGGCACUUUGAAAAUACGUACUACAGUGAAUUCAUUUCCAAACUGGCAAAGAUCAAGUUUGCAGGUCAAUCGACAAAGCUUACUUCUCUGGAUGUCCAAGCCAUGCUGCCAGAAAACCUCUCGCACUUCUACAGGUAUGAGGGCUCGCUCACCACCCCUCCCUGCUCCGAGAGCGUGACCUGGACCAUCUUCGACUCCCCAGUUGUCCUGUCACACAUGCAGGUACACAUGUGGUGGCUGUUCACCAGCCAUAGCAGCUUCUUUCCCUCAUGCUGUCCUUCCACACCCAUCAGCAUCCUGGAGAACACCUUGCUGGACUGGCACAACCAGACGCUGCGCAACGACUACCGGCACGCUCAGCCCCUGCAUGGCCGGCUGGUGGAGGCCUCCUUCCGAGCCAAACCCACCCCAGAACAAUGCGAGACAGAAGAGCUCAGCCUCAGACUGGAACAGAUCCAGACGCAGCUCCAGGACAUGAAGAAAGAGUUGCUGAAUGGAGUGAGCCACGUGGGUAUUAAAUCCAGCACUUUCCCUGCUUUCUACUUCCCCAUGGAAAACAUUGAGAGCUUUGUGACUGUUCAUCCCCUCCAUGAGAUGUCUCUCCAAGCAUUCACCUUAUGUUUCUGGACAAAAGCCCAGCACAUUGGCAGUCAGACUGUUCUUUCCUACUCCACGCAGGAGAGGGAUAAUGAGCUAGUGCUGACCGUGGGCACAGAUGUGGGGCUGUGGAUAGGAGGCCACUUCAUCAGCUUCCCCCUGUUCCACAAGGCACAGGACUGGCUGCACUUCUGCAUGACGUGGGCCUCCCAGUCUGGAAUGGCAAAUUUAUGGCUCAAUGGAGCUGCCGGUAAAGCAAAGAGCAUCCAGAAAGGGUACAUGAGCCAGGCUGGAGGGACGCUUGUCCUUGGGAAAGACAGAGACACUCUUCUCGGGGCCUUCUCCAACGGAUUUGCAGGGUGGAUGACGCACGUGAACCUGUGGAGCCAAGUCCUCAGCCCUGCAGACAUUCGGGCACUUGCACUGUGCAGAGCAGGACAUCCCAAGGGAGAUGUCAUAGCAUGGGGAGAAACCUCCAUGACCCUCUUGGGAGGGGUGGUUCUGGAGUCUGACACCAGCUGUCAGUGA
This is a messenger RNA of Oxyura jamaicensis (ruddy duck), 1638 nucleotides long. RefSeq names its product carbonic anhydrase 6 (gene CA6). Gene Ontology annotation, molecular function: carbonate dehydratase activity; zinc ion binding. The coding region runs from base 1 to 1638 and encodes 545 amino acids. The transcript has 9 exons. The record is from RefSeq and is a predicted model, not a curated record. NCBI's taxonomy places the organism in Eukaryota, Metazoa, Chordata, Aves, Anseriformes, Anatidae.